Molecule: messenger RNA, 2073 nt
Organism: Coccomyxa subellipsoidea C-169
Lineage: Eukaryota; Viridiplantae; Chlorophyta; Trebouxiophyceae; Coccomyxaceae
Exons: 12
Coding region: 143-1690 (515 amino acids)
Biological process (GO): lipid metabolic process
Molecular function (GO): phosphoric diester hydrolase activity
Source: RefSeq, a predicted model, not a curated record
CCAGUGCGAUCAGAGGUGACGGGGAGAACACUUAACUCGCCUGUAAGCUGAACCUGUCAGAUCGGAGUUCUGGAAGGGGACUGACACAGGGAAGACAGCUACUUGCUGCAUCGAAGAGCGCCUCUUAAAAAGGAAAGGCAGCAUGAGGAGGUGGAACCAGGUACUGCAGCUGUGCCUCGUGGCAUGCCUGCUGGCAGGCACGCAUGCCAAGCAGUCACGCUGGGAGCGCGUGCUCCAAACAGGCGCUGCAAGCACAGCAGCGCAGGCGCCAGCCGCCAGACUCCUGCCCCCUCAGGGUCUUGGGACUCCGGCGUUUGCACCGGCGCCGGCCCCUGUGGGCCCCCCGGCAGUGCCCAAGGCUAGCGACUCACUGGCCAUGACCAACAGCACCCUCAACCAGCUGCAGACGUUGGGCACAUACCAGAGUGACCACGUGGCGCCACCAGCGGCAGUGGUGCAACUGCUGAACGGCAGCACCUACCAAUCCGCGCUAGGCGGGAACCCGGCCUAUGCGCCCGAGGCAUUCCAGUUCACACACCCAGACAUCUUCUUCCAGCUGGACUCCCUCGGCAUCCGCCAGUUCCACUUCAAUGCCUGGAAGGACCCCAAUGGCACGCUGGCAUCCAACCCUGCCGGCCUCAAGCUGGCUGGCAUCACCAACGCCACCCUGGACCCCAAGUACAGCUUCUUCGGCUUCAAGACCUUCAACGACCCUGACUUUGACUGGCAGUCCAACUGCGUGACUGUGGAGACCUGCCUCCGGCUGAUCCAGAGCUGGUCGGUGAACCACACGGACCACAUCCCCAUUACUGUCUACCUGGAGCCGCGCGAAGCCACCCUCUUCACCGGCAGCGAGGCCUCCAUCAACCAGCAGCUCGCCUCCAAGCCCGGCAAACCCGCCGAGCUGGCAAAGCCGUACCCGAUCGCAGCAGAGGAUUUGGACGAGCUGCAGAACACGGUGUACCGCGUGUUCAACCAGAGCGCCAUUGUGCUGCCGGGGGGCCUCCUCGGCAACGCCUCCUCCCUGCAGGCUGCCACCCAGCCCGCCUCCGGAGGGUCGUGGCCCAUGAUGAACGAGAACAGGGGCAGGGUGCUUUUUGUGCUGGUGGACAAGUACGGAAAGUACGGGCCCAUGUACCGCAAGCUUUUCCCCGACCUGCGCAAUGCUACCUUCUUCAUCUCAGAGCCAGGCACCAACACCACUCUGGACCCAUCAACGGUCUUUGUGGACUUCCUGGGGCCGCUGGGAGGCGAGAACGUGGCGACCUGGACCGCGGCGGCUGCCAACAAGGCUGUGGAGCAGCAGAGGCAGCAGAUCCAGGCGGCUGUGCGCAAGGGCCUCAUUGCACGCGCUGCUGCUGACUGGCAUACGGUGGAGGCGCGCGAGGACUUCAAGAACCGCACGCUGGGCGCCAUCAAGGCGGGCGCGCAGUUCAUCCAGACCUCCUUCCCGGACGUCUCCAAGCUCCCCAAAUACGCCUACUCCUUCCCAGGCACCUCCAACGCCACCGUCUUCCCCACCAACUACACCGCGACGCUGCCGCUGCGCCUGGGCAUGACUCUGACUGCCGGGCGGUGUGCCCCCCAGACGAGUGCUGGCAUUGUCGCAAACGAGACCGCUACUGGCUGUGGCAGCGCUGCAGACAACGCUGCGCUGGCUCCUUCUCCCUCCACUGCGCUCUCAUACUAGACCCCUGGGCCCCUUUUUCUAGUUUUGAAGUAAACUCACUGCGCACAACAAUGUGCGGCAAGACGCCGUCUUGCAUUCGCUAAGAUGGCAGAUGGGAAAUUUCUGGAACUUUUCUAAGUGAUGGUGCAUAGUGUAGUGAGUCGCGGGUAGGGACAUGUGCAGUGCUGUGCAGUGUCUGCAUAUUGGAUAGUGAGAGACAAGCGGGUAUUUGAUUCGGUACAGAAAUACUUUAUUGGACAGGAUGGCUAUGUUAGAUAUGGACUUGCAAUGCUGGCCCAAUGUGUGUGAUCCGAUGGCCAGAACGGCCGUGAUGUCAAGUCCCUCAUGCAUGAUCAUGAUCACCUGUGCAGAUUGGGACGAGAACUGUAAAUGCUUGAGAACUU